AUGGCACCAAAGACUCCUGCUUCUCCUCUGGACGAUCGACGUCACGAUGGUUCGCACCUCGAUCGUAAUCUACAAGAUGCUCUUUACCCUCUGGCCAGCGGGCCCUGUGUCCGGUCCCCGGAAUCCAAUACGAUACUUCGACCUCCACCUCCACCAAGAUUUCUACGACGAGACCGGCCCCGCCCCCCUCCCAUUACCAUCCCGGCCCCUCAGGUUACCGAGGACGAAGAAGAAUCGCUGGUGACCGCCGUGCCUCCGACACCCCCUCCGACUCCCUCUCCUGGACUUCCCACUCCCCUGCUUGCAGGAUGCCCAGGCCGUGAGAUCUCCGGCGCCAAGUCUGACGGCAGAGAGUGGGCCUAUGACUGGGACUCUCCUCCGGUCUUGCUCUAUCCCGACGACCUCUCCAAGACAGAGUUCCACGAGCACCCCUUGGCACGUCACAUCGAGCUGGAGAAGGGCUGGGAGAAGCAUCAACUCGCCAUGUAUGGCCUCAUCCUCCCCGCCAAGGUUGACAACGGCACCCCGACUUACACAUGGGAGUCCGACGACGAGGAAGAGGAAGAUCUCACCAAGGCGGUGAUACUGGCUACGCCCGCCAAGAUGCCUCAUUACCCGAAGCUUCCCCCGGCACCCGAUACCCCCGUCGACCGCCCUCGCACCCCUUCGAACAUUCUCAAAAAGGUCAAGACCUUUGCCAACUUUGUCGCCAACAAUGAUAUGGAGAAGGACACCCCCGAGCUCCCCAGCCUCAAAGAGCUUAUCGACCAGUUCGGCAUGCCUCCCGGAACCCCGACCGAGCCCGUCCCCAGAAGCUUCCUUCGACCGACUAGAUCCAGCGGCUCUCUCCGACCCAAGACUCCCAUCAGGUCCGUUCCCAGCGCGACCAAGCUGCGCAACAAGAGGAGCGCCACUGGCAUCUCCAAGUUGCAGAUCUCCGAGCCCGUUGCGCCCGAGGAGAUGAGACGCAUCGGCCAGGACUUCAGCGAGGCCGCGUCCCGCACCGCUCGCAGCCGAACCAGGACCGCGUCUGAAAGCGAGCGCAUCUCAUCUUAUGCCACCUCGCUCCGCAGCCCGUCCAACCUCAUCUCGCCGUCCAUCUCCUCAAACCUGCCGCUGUACCUGCUCCAGCCCCAGCAUCCGACCGUCUACUUCGGCACCAACGAGCCUCCUCCCAAGUUCCGCCUCGCGCGCCCGCGCCUCGCACCCAUGGAGUACGCCCGCCAGUAUCUCCUCGCCAAGGCCAAGGCCGAGAAGCAGGGAGAAGAGUGCACUGUCCAGAAGCCGGAACUGACGUGGUACUGGUCGGAGAACUACAAAGAAUUCUUCCUCCUCCCCUCCCUCCCCAAGGGUGUCACCAGAAACUUCCUUCCAGAUGUGGAAGAAACCGAUCCGGCAUGGAAGAAAAAGAAGAAACCGGUUGCAGCUACCAGAGACUUGGAUGAGGAGGCUGCAAAGAGACGUUCGUUCAUACCGCUUCCUUUGAACCUCGCCCCUUCAUCACCCCUUCUGCCAGCCCAUCUUCGCAACAGCUCACAUUCUUCUGUCAUCAGCUCGACUCACAAGCGCGACUCCUCCCUCAAUGACUUCAAGCUCGACCAGCCUAGAGCAGUGCCAGCAGAUCAAACAUUGUUGCAGUCCACCAAGGCUCUUGUCGCUGACCCAACUGCUUCUAUCCCUCGCGAGAACACUGAUUUCUUUGUUGCCGUUCACACAAGCAGCGAGAGUGAGUUCACAAGUUCAUUUCCGCCUCAGUUUCUUUCUUCUUCUUCUUUGGGCAGCAACAGAACCAGAAGAGAGUCCACACAGCAGUACUCACCUCUUGUUGCAUCUGAACGAGCUUCAAGUGCAUCGCCUCUCACUAGAGCCUUCACAGCUACUCUUGCUGAAUCACAGACUGGUCCUGAACAGCUUACCUUCAACUCAGCUGACUUGAGCAAUGUUCCCCCUGACUUCCCAUUUGCCCGGCCGCCAUCGGUCGCUUCGUCACAGAGAACAGUCACACCAGCCCUCUUCACAUCUCAGCAGACUCAAGCUGUGCCUCCUGCCUCUCCUGACCAGGUCUCUCUCGACGACGACGCGCACAGCGAAGUCACAGCAGUCUACCGCCCAGGAUCUGCACUCUCCUCUUGUACUGUCAUCAGACCCUGCUCACCUGCUCCCGCUGCUGCUACUGACCUGGAUGAGAAUGGUGUCUCGCCAAACAGCAUCGACUAUGAGGACUCCAACCUGCCUCCCGCGCCGGUUUCCCCACUCAGCAGUUCUCCAUCAUCUCCGCAGACGGAUGCUUUUGCAACACUGCAGAACACUCGGACUCACGAUAGAUGGGAUGACGCUCAGACCCGGCAGCAACAGCAGCCUUGUGACGAGACAGUCGUGCAAAGUAUCGCAGACGACGCAGGUGGUAUGGACUUUGCAGACACCUCAUCUGUUUACUCACAGGACAGCGUUCUUACAGCCAUUCAUCGCCCUGCCGCCAGUCGCCAUAACACACCUCUUGACUUCAUGCCACUGACGCGGAGUGUUGAUGAGAGAGAAGAGGACUUGACCCCGCGACAGCUGCGUGAACCUUCUUCUGCCGAGGCUCAAACGCAGGCGAGAACUCUACAUCACUCAUCAAUUCUACAGCCUGUGUCAUACAUUCCCAACACCCAAGUUGCCCAGACUUACACCGCCAACGAGGCAUCACAGAUCUCACAGAAUACUCGUCGCUCUCAGGCUUCUAUACUUACCUCUGGCAGCAGCAAUCGCAGUCGUCGCAUGCCCGCUCAGGAUGCUCGCUCUUCCAGAACCUACGACCCUUACAUGGAAGCCAACACCCGUGGUGCUCGCAACGUGGAGAGACAGCAGGUUGGCAGCGCUUCCGUCACCAACUCUGAUGCCCGCCGUUUCGAGGAGAUGCAGGCUCGGAUCAAGCCUCGGAGCACCCACGAGACGGCUUCAAUUGCUUCGGUAGCCUCAUCGUCUACCUCCCAACAUGACCGCUUCUCUACAAUCUCCGACGCGCCCUCCAUCACAUCUUCUUCCACCAUCGAGUCACGCCGCUCUCAGGCUCUCUCCUUCACCUCGAUAGCCUCGUCAGAUCGCUCAACAACCAGCAAACCCCGCCGCUCUCGCGCUGACAACCCUCAAGAUGCGGUUCCCGUUCCUUCCCUCCCUCGCGACCCCCGCUUCACAGCCCUCAAUCCCGUCCUGGAAUCCCCCAUCCCCUCAACGGGCCUCAGAUCCUCAGCAACUUCCCCCGUCGUCAGCUCCUCCACCCGCGCGCGCAAGUCUACAAUCCCCAACAGACGAGAUUCCUCCACCCAGCAAUCCACCGCCGCCGACGCAGAACUCCCAUCCCUCAAAGUCCGCAGACGCAGAGAAGUCGCAGACCUAGCCCAGAUCCCCGCCUCGCAAGCGUACCCUCAACCCCUCCGCUUCAACGCGAUGAAGAGCCCCCCGCCAACCGGCACCACCACCACCAUCGUCCGCUCCACCUCCAGGCUCAUCACGGACAUCGGCAACGAGCUCAACCGCGAGAUGGAGGACGUCCUCUCCCCGCGCUCCGCCUCGCUCGUGCCGCCGCCGCCGCAGGACGACUCCCCCGACGACAACGCCCGCGACGUCGAGACGCCCACCCGCCGCCCGCCUCCCCGCAAGGUCCGCUCGAGCAGAUCCAUGCGCUUCGAGGCCCCCAGCAUGCCGGCGCCCAACAAGCCGCUGCCCUCGCUGCCGCCGCAGAAGAUCCGGCGCUCCGAGGCCCCCGGUCCCGUGGCGUCUUCUACGUUUGUCGACGUCGACUUCGGUCCCGGACCGGCGAUUGCUCACUCUCAGCCGCCCGCGCGCGUCUCAUCGGUUCCCCGGCCUCCUAUUCCAACGACGAUCCCGGUCAUCGCGCCUCCCGUCCCGCCGUCGCCUUCCACGGGCUCGGAGUUCGUCACGCGCGCCGACUUCAGCGUCAAGAAGGACCGGACUGUGCGGCCUGCGGCCUCUGUCGCGGCGUUCCCGUCGUACCGUCCGACAGCGCCUACGAUUGAGCCUCCGCGCCAGGUCCGUCGUCUGGAGUCCGCGGCGAACCUGCAGUCGCCUCGCUCCCCCGUCCCGCCGAUGCCUCCGCUGCCGCAGCAGCAGCAAGCGCCUGCCUCGGCGCGGACCCGCCUCCUGGGCAAGAUGGCCUCCAUGGCCGAGCUCAAGCACAGGAAGGAGGCCGGGUCCCGCGGCAGCGGCGGGAGCGGCGAGGAAGGCGCCGUGGGCAUGAGGACUUUCCUCGGGGAGGACGUCUCUGGCGAGUCUUCUCGGUCUGGUAGCAGCGGUGGGUUGGCGCCGCCUCCCUCGAAGGAGGGAAGCAAGAAGAAGUUCUUUGGUGGUUUAUUCCGGAGGAAGAAGGACGGGGAGAAGUGA
Messenger RNA from Colletotrichum karsti, 4383 nucleotides. RefSeq lists its product as uncharacterized. The transcript is spliced from 2 exons. Bases 1 to 4383 code for a protein of 1460 amino acids. Lineage: Eukaryota; Fungi; Ascomycota; Sordariomycetes; Glomerellales; Glomerellaceae. The record is from RefSeq and is a predicted model, not a curated record.